AGAGCAGUGUGUGCACCAUCAGUCAGCUCUGAGCAGGAUGAGAACAGCUUUUGCUGCUACCUCCCUUCUCGUCUCUUCACCUCUCAGGACCACCUCACAUGAAAGACGCUUUGAAGCCUCUGUAUCUGCAUCGAGUUGAAGACCAGACUUAAGGAUUGUGCUUGUGCUUUGGAGUUUACAGUCUGCUGUUGCUUUUGACACGGAUUCUACAGGUGUGUGUAAGCGUUUGACUCUUCAAGGAUCAUCUACAGGUGUGUAAACCUGCCUCAGGGGAUCUAAACAGGUGUGAAAGUUUUGGGACUAGCUUGACGAUGACCACCAUGCAGAGGUUGCUCCAGCUGCCGGCGAACGCUGUGAACAUGGUGAAGAGCGUGCAGGGAGGCUCUCAGGGCCAGGAGGAGGCUCUCAGCCCGGUGCUGACACCCGACAGUGGCCCGCAGAACUGGUAUAACGCCGUCCAGCCAGAGGAACUCCGACACCUGAGAUCUGGGGGUACGGGCGGCGGGGGGGAGGGGUCAGAGGAUCGACCCGGGCUGGAGGAGGGGCUUUCCAGCCUUCAGUCACAACCUUUACGACACGAUGACCUGAAGGAGAUGCUGGACAGUAAUAAAGACUCCUUGAAGCUGGAGGCCAUGAAGCGCAUCGUAGCUAUGAUCGCCCGGGGGAAGAACGCCUCAGAUCUCUUCCCUGCCGUGGUGAAGAACGUGGCCUGUAAGAACAUCGAGGUGAAGAAGCUGGUGUAUGUGUAUCUCGUCCGCUACGCUGAAGAACAGCAGGAUCUCGCUCUGUUGUCCAUUUCCACCUUCCAGAGAGGACUGAAGGACCCCAACCAGCUGAUCCGUGCGAGCGCCCUGCGUGUGCUGUCCAGCAUCAGAGUGACCAUCAUCGUGCCCAUCAUGAUGUUAGCCAUCAAAGAGGCGGCGUCUGACAUGUCUCCAUACGUCCGCAAGACCGCAGCUCAUGCCAUACCCAAACUACACAGUCUGGAUCCAGAUCAGAAAGAUCAGUUGAUUGAAGUCAUCGAGAAGCUGCUGGCUGAUAAAACCACACUGGUAGCAGGCAGUGUGGUGAUGGCGUUUGAGGAAGUGUGUCCGGACCGCAUCGAUCUGAUCCAUAAGAACUACCGUAAGUUGUGUAACCUGUUGAUUGACGUGGAGGAGUGGGGUCAGGUGGUCAUCAUCAACAUGCUCACGCGCUACGCCAGGACGCAGUUCCUCAACCCCAACAUCAACGAAUCUCUGCUGGAGGAGAACAGCGAGAAGGCCUUCUAUGCCUCUGAUGAUGAGGAAGAGGAAGAUAAGAAAGACGAGGUGGCCCCUCUAGCGAAGAGGAAGCCAUACGUGAUGGACCCCGAUCACAGACUCCUACUGAGGAACACCAAACCCCUGCUACAGAGCCGCAACGCUGCUGUGGUGAUGGCAGUAGCUCAACUGUACUUCCAUUUGGCUCCAAAAGCAGAGGUGGGCAUCAUCGCUAAGGCUUUGGUCAGGUUAAUGCGCAGCCACAGUGAAGUGCAGUAUGUCGUGCUUCAAAACGUGGCCACGAUGUCCAUCAAGAGACGAGGAAUGUUUGAGCCGUAUCUGAAGAGUUUUUAUAUUCGCUCUACAGACCCAACGCAGAUCAAAAUCCUCAAGCUGGAGGUUUUGACGAAUUUGGCUAAUGAGACGAACAUCUCCACCAUCCUGAGAGAAUUUCAGACGUAUAUUAAGAGCAUGGAUAAGGAUUUUGUGGCGGCCAGCAUUCAGGCCAUUGGUCGCUGUGCUACGAACAUCGGCGAGGUCAGAGACACCUGUCUGAAUGGACUGGUACAGCUGCUGUCCAAUAGAGACGAGUUGGUUGUGGCUGAAUCAGUGGUGGUGAUCAAAAAGCUUCUGCAGAUGCAGCCCGAACAGCAUAGCGACAUCAUCAAACACAUGGCCAAACUCAUUGACAACAUCCAGGUGCCCAUGGCCCGAGCGAGCAUCCUGUGGCUGAUCGGAGAAUACUGCGAACAUGUCCCCAAAAUCGCCCCGGACGUCCUGAGAAACAUGGCCAAGACCUUCACGAACGAGGAAGAUAUUGUCAAGCUGCAGAUUAUCAAUCUGGCUGCCAAACUGUACCUUACUAACUCAAAACAGACUAAACUGUUGACGCAAUAUGUACUGAACCUAGCGAAAUAUGAUCAAAACUAUGACAUCAGAGAUCGUGCCCGCUUUAUCCGCCAACUCAUUGUGCCCACUGAUAAGAGCGGUGCUCUUAGCAAAUACGCAAAGAAGCUUUUCCUUGCACUCAAGCCUGCCCCUGUCCUGGAGUCUACAUUUAAAGACAGAGAUCACUUCCAGCUGGGGUCACUGUCUCAUCUGCUGAACGCUAAAGCCGGCGGAUACCAGGAGCUGCCCGACUGGCCCGAAUCGGCGCCUGACCCAUCCGUGCGCAACGUGGAGGUUAUUAGGCUGCUCGAAAGAGUCACCACUUUAACCAGCAUUCCAGACUGGAGCAAAUGCACAAGCCGGAAGGAUCGUAAGGAGAAGAAAGUAGAGAAACCAUUCUACUCCGACUCAGACGGAGAAUCUGGUCCAACCGAAUCAGCAGAUAGCGAAUCAGAUUCAGGCAGCGGUUCAGAAAGUGCUAGCGCCAGUGAUGAAAGCGGCUCUGGUUCAGAGAGUGGAGAAGAGACUGAGUCUGAAGAGGAAGAGGAAGAUGAGGAGGAGGAAAAGAAAAAGAAAAGAAAGAAGCAUCUGGACAAAACCAAAGCCAAGAAACCAGUAGAGGAGAGCACAGAGAGCGAGCAGAGCAGUGGCUCCGAGGAGAGAAAACGAGGCAGGAAGGCUGUGAAGAAUCAGAAAAGUGCCUCAGAAUCAGAGAGCGAAUCAGAAAGCAGCGAAUCAGGGGACGAGUCGGAGGAUGAGUCAGAGGAGGAGUCUGAGUCCGACACUGACAUCAGGAAGAAGAAGACGCCUGUAUCAAAACAACCUCCCAAACAAUCCAAAAAAGAGAGCAAGAAGGAGACGCAGGAAAUGUCUUUGCUGGAUCUGGAUGACUUUGAACCAGCUCCAGCAUCGGCUCCAGUGACUCCGGUUAACUUCAUGUCCAGUAGUCUGGUGUCUGAUCUGGAGGGUUUGUCACUGACUGACACUAUUCUAGCACCUACAACAAUCACUCCUUCUGGUUCGAUAAAGAUGUAUGAGCUCCUACAUCGUAUAACAGGUGAGGGUCUUGCGGUUGAGUAUUGCUUCAGCCGGCAGCCCUUCAGUCCAGACCCUAACAUGGUGGCCGUCCAGAUCCAGUUUACCAACAACACCAACUCUGAGACCAAAAACCUGCAUAUCGAGGAGCCCAGGUUGCAGUGUGGGAUGAGGAUCCGUGAGUUCGCUGAGAUAGAUGUGUUAUCAGCAGGUGAAUCGGUUACUGUAGUGAUGGGCAUAGAUUUCUGUGAUUCUACACAAGCAGCAAACUUUCAGCUGUGUACUCACACCCGCAAAUUCUUCGCUUCCAUCCAGCCGCCUGUCGGGGAGCUAAUGACACCAGUGUUUCUGACAGAAAACGACUUCAAGAAGGAGCAAGAGAAUCUUUUGAAUGGUAAACUGAUGGGAAUGAAUGAAAUCUCAGAGAAGUUGACACUGGGAGAGAAAUGCGUGAACGAACAUGUCAUCGUUGAGAGAGUCACAGCCACCGCCAACUUGAGCAGAGUACCAUGCGGUUCAGAUAAAGAGUGCAGAUUCGCAGGUAAAACAGUGAGCAGCGGUUGUCUCGUGCUGGUCACCGUCUCUACGAAGGAAGGCGGCAGAGCUCAGCUGACGGUGAACUGCGAGAAGAUGUUGAUCGGCACAAUGCUGGUUAAAGAUAUCAUGCAGGCCCUGUCGCAGUGAUGGCGCCCCAUACAGUCAACACCCUCCUACUGCUGCUUACCGCAUUGAGUCGCAUCUCUGUGUAGAUAUUUUCCCAAUGUGGACUGGCUUGUAGCAACAAAAAAAUACUUUGAACUGACAUUAGAACAGCAACAGUAACAUUCACAGCCCCUAAUCAGGAUGUUCCUUAUAUUUUCUUCUGUUGAAUGUUGCAUGACAUCAAAGACAGUUGUUAAAGACACCAUAAAUUCUCCCCAAUUAAUGCACAAACCUAUGUCAAUUUCAAUUUAGAAGCUCUGUAGGAUGAACAGUACAUGGCUGAAAGUUUUUGGAUACCAGCUUGUAUCCAUCUGCUCAGUGAAACAAGUUUAAUAAUCAUCUGAGUGAUUCAUCAGUAGAAACCCUGCGCGGUUUAUUUUUAGUGUUAAUCUUUCACAUUUUCUGAAUGUAAUGUCUUACAUCUGAUGCCAGACCGCAUCCCAAAUGACAACAGCAGAAACCACUUCAAAACUGCUUUUGAAAACAUGAACUUUGUUCAGCUCUCUAAAACAUGUGCAUUUUGGUUUCAUGUUGGUUUUAGCUAAAUCAAAAGCUCCGAAACACAUCAGUAUGAAUUCAUCGGAUUUCAACAUCUCUUUCCACUAUAAUGUAUGUCUUAUCUGUAUUUGCUAAUGUGUAACUGCUGAAUUUAGGACUAUAGACUGGUAUAUCACUCAACAUCCAUCAGCUUUUUGUUCUCUUGAAGCUCUCGCAAGAAUACAGUAUCUCACAAUCCGGUUAUUUUAGGUAUUUUAAUGCAGUCUGGAGCCGUUUAUCCUGGUGAAGACACUGUUAGUAGUUAGUUUUAGACCUUUUAUAGUUAUGAUGAUGUGCUUGAUGGCAUAAACCGGAUCUUCCUUUCCCGGAAAUCCAGCUUUACUGACUCAUCUCUGUGUGACUGUGGGAAAUCAUUUGUUGUUUGAAUAUUAUAUCUCUAUUUAUUAUAAAGAGUUUUAGAUGUCAAUAAAAGAGAACGCACACUCAAA
This is a messenger RNA of Carassius gibelio (silver crucian carp), 4852 nucleotides long. Its product is annotated as AP-3 complex subunit beta-2. Bases 312 to 3848 code for a protein of 1178 amino acids. The transcript has 29 exons. Gene Ontology annotation, cellular component: membrane coat; AP-3 adaptor complex. NCBI's taxonomy places the organism in Eukaryota, Metazoa, Chordata, Actinopteri, Cypriniformes, Cyprinidae. Gene Ontology annotation, biological process: vesicle-mediated transport; anterograde synaptic vesicle transport; intracellular protein transport. The record is from RefSeq and is a predicted model, not a curated record.